AUGGAGGAGCUUGGUUUUCCUGAUAGGUUUAUCAAGGGGAUAAUAGAAUGCAUCAAGACAGUCAACUAUACUAUCCUUGUGAAUGGAGAAACCACAGAACCUUUCAAUGCUGCUAAGGGUCUUAGACAAGGAGAUCUUAUUUCUCCUUUCCAAUUUGCAAUAGUGAUGGAGUACUUGAGCAGAUCCCUGCAUGAGCUUAAGAAGGAACCUACAUUCCAGUAUCACCCAGGUAAUCUAUCCUCAGUGGUCACAUUGUACAAAAACUUCUCUCAGUUCUCUGAAACAUCAGGUUUGCAGGCUAAUUUGGGUAAAAGUUCAGUGUAUUUUGGUGGGGUGAAACAAGAUGUGAAGGAGCAGAUAUUGAUUGGCUCACCUGGGUUGGUUCAAUCUGUUAUUUUUGGUAUUCAAGCUUACUGGGCUCAAUUGUUCAUCUUGCCUGCUAAGGUAUUGAAAAUGAUUGAGGCACUCUGUAGAAGCUACAUUUGGUCUGGAACUAACACAAUAACCAGGAAGGCAUUAGUAGCAUGGGAAAAGAUUUGUACUCCUAGGUCAGCUGGUCGACUUAUUCUCAUAAACCUUCCUGUAUGGAACAAAGCAGCAAUUGCCAAAACGUGCUGGGACUUAGCACACAAACAUGACAAGCUAUGGAUAAGGUGGGUCAAUGCAUACUAUAUCAAACAACAACUACUACAACAUAUGCCAUUGCCACAACAAGCAAGUUGGAUGGCCAAAGGCAGUCUUCACUAUGUGGCUGUUGCUCCAUGGAAGACUACCUACUAA
Nicotiana attenuata is the source of this 780-nucleotide messenger RNA. RefSeq lists its product as uncharacterized. Bases 1 to 780 code for a protein of 259 amino acids. The transcript has 4 exons. NCBI's taxonomy places the organism in Eukaryota, Viridiplantae, Streptophyta, Magnoliopsida, Solanales, Solanaceae. The record is from RefSeq and is a predicted model, not a curated record.